CCCCAUUUUAUCUCACCUCUUCCAUCACAAACCCUAAUCCCCACAGAUCUUCAUCAAUGGCAUCCACAACCAAAUCCUUCGUCCAAACCCUAAGGCGCUACAUCAAAAAACCAUGGGAAAUCACCGGUCCAUGCGCCGAUCCAGAGUACAAAUCCGCCAUUCCUCUCGCCGUUGACUACCGGCCGUUUUGUCCGGCCACUGAACCGGCGAAGGCCAUCGUUCCGACCGCCAAUCCGGAGAACGUGUUCGACAUCAAGUACUUCUCUCGCGAUCAACGCCGUAACCGCCCGCCUAUUCGCCGUACUGUGUUGAAGAAAGACGACGUCGUUAAGGCGAUGAAGGAGAAGACGUUUGAUGUUGCGGAUUUUCCUCCGGUGUAUUUGACGAAGGCUGUUGAGGAGGAUUAUAAUGCUUGUGGUGGAGGUUAUUGCAAAUAAUCAGGUAAUCUGGCAGGAUUCUAGAACGAUUUGCCUGGCACCAAUAAAUUCAAAAUUGACGCAGAAGCUCUCUUUUUGGGUGGUUUUUCCUGCAGUCACAUGGUUUCAUGUAUCGUUUCUUGUUUGUAUGUGUUUUCAUGUCUUUAUAAGACCCAAUGCAACAACUUUGUCAUAACUCUUUGUAAGGAUUUGUUGAAAGAAAUUUAUUAAUUCUCUGAUAUGAAAUAACCAUACCUGGCAAAA
Messenger RNA from Helianthus annuus (common sunflower), 680 nucleotides. RefSeq lists its product as uncharacterized. The transcript has 2 exons. The record is from RefSeq and is a predicted model, not a curated record. Lineage: Eukaryota; Viridiplantae; Streptophyta; Magnoliopsida; Asterales; Asteraceae. The coding region runs from base 57 to 437 and encodes 126 amino acids.